This is a messenger RNA of Anguilla anguilla (European eel), 2104 nucleotides long. RefSeq names its product cytochrome b-c1 complex subunit 1, mitochondrial-like. Lineage: Eukaryota; Metazoa; Chordata; Actinopteri; Anguilliformes; Anguillidae. The record is from RefSeq and is a predicted model, not a curated record. Gene Ontology annotation, cellular component: mitochondrion. Bases 93 to 1529 code for a protein of 478 amino acids. The transcript is spliced from 13 exons. Gene Ontology annotation, molecular function: metal ion binding.
CUAUCUCUCAAAAACGUGUGCACUGCCACGGCCGUACGUGCGCGCUCCCGUGGUGCGAUUCUGUCUGAUAGUGAUAGAAGUUGGGACGAGAAAUGGCAGCGUCCGUGUGUCGAGUCGGGAGCACACUGAGACGAGCUUUUGUGAAAGCUCGUAGCCCUGCUCUCCUGUCUGUGAAGCGGGGCCAGGCUAGUGUUUCCUAUGCUCAGAGCCUUCUGGCAAUCCCUGAGGCACAGCUCACCACUCUGGACAACGGCUUACGGGUCGCUUCUGAGGAGACUGGACAUGCCACCUGCACUGUGGGCCUGUGGAUCAGCUGUGGCAGCCGCUAUGAGACUGAGAAGAACAACGGAGCAGGCUUCUUGCUGGAGCAUAUGGCCUUCAAGGGAACAAAGAAGCAUCCCCAGUCAGCUCUGGAGCAGGAAGUAGAGUCGAUGGGAGCUCACCUGAAUGCCUACACCACCCGUGAGCACACUGCCUACUUCAUGAAGACCCUCAGCAAGGACAUGCCCAAAGCGGUGGAGCUGCUGUCGGAGGUGGUGAAGAGCGUGGCGCUGAACGAGGCGGACCUGGAGCGGCAGCGCGGGGUGGUGCUGAAGGAGCUGGAGGAGGUGGAGGGCAGCCUGCAGGACGUCUGCCUGGACCUGCUCCACGCCACCGCCUUCCAGGGCACCUCCCUGGGUCACAGCGUCCUGGGGCCCACGCAGAACGCCAGAUCUCUGACCCGGCAGGACUUGGUGGAGUACAUCAACAGCCACUACAAAGCCCCGCGCAUGGUGCUGGCUGCUGCUGGAGGAGUAAAUCACAGUGAGCUGGUGGGUGUGGCCAAGCAGCACUUCAGCGACGUGUCCUUUGAGUACGAGGGGGACGCCGUGCCCGUAACGCCACCCUGCCGCUUCACCGGGAGCGAGAUCCGCGUGCGUGAUGACGCCAUACCCCUGGCCCACGUCGCCAUCGCAGUGGAGGGUGCCAGCGCUGCCAGCCCAGACAUCGUGCCCCUCAUGGUGGCCAACGCCAUGAUUGGCAGUUAUGACAUCACCUUCGGUGGGGGCAAGAACCUGAGCAGCCGUCUGGCCUGCAUGGCGGUGGAGGAGGACCUGUGCCACAGCUUCCAGGCCUUCCACUCCUCCUACAGCGACACCGGCCUGCUGGGCGUCCACUUCGUCUCCGACAAGCACAAAAUCGAGGACAUGAUGGACUGCGUCCAGAACCAGUGGAUGAACCUGUGCACCACCGUCACAGAGAGCGAGGUCUCCAGGGCUAAGAACGUGCUGAAGGCCAGCCUCCUGAGCCAGCUGGAUGGCACUACCCCACUCUGUGAGGACAUUGCCAGGCACAUCCUCGCCUUCGGCCGGCGGGUCUCCCUGGCUGAGUGGAAUGCCAUGAUUGAUAGUGUUACCGCAAAGGUGGUGCGUGAUGUCUGCUCCAAAUACCUCUAUGACAAGUGUCCUGCAGUGGCUGCUGUCGGUCCUGUGGAGCAGUUGCCCGACUACAACAGAAUGCGCAGCGCCAUGUACUGGCUCCGCUUCUAAACCUGCCCCCAGGGACGAGCUCCCCAGACCUGUCCCCAUCCUUCCUACUUCUCCCCCUCCUUCUCCUCCUCCUUCCCCCUCCCCAUCUCCAUGUGACAUGAGGAGGGAGAGGUCUGGGCUCAUCGGUUCAGAGAACUCACAGUUUGUGUCACCUGCUGUCCCUUUGUCGUGAUGUCACACACCUUCCUUCAUUAUGACCGGCCCCCCCAUGUGUGUCAGAGCAGGGCGGGGUUUUGGCUUUAGGAUGGGCUGAACAUUGCCUUCACGCUCUGCUUCUUUUGCUAUUUUUACUGUCAAAUUUUAUUCAGAAGAAAAAAAAUGCAAUUCAAUCCACAGGAAUAAGAAACCAGGGAAUGUUGUCGGCUGUUUUUCUCGUCUUAAAAUAUCUACAUUUUCUUGGGCGUUAGUUGUUCAGAUGACGUGAAAUUUACUGGUACAGAGUUUAAAUUGCACAAACGAUUACAACCAGAGGAGCACAGGGAGGUAUUUAUGAAUUGUUGUUCUAGCUUGUCUACCAGUGUAAAUAACAGUCGCUCUCAUUCCGAAAAAGUUCAAAUAAACAAUUGUGAAAUGUA